Molecule: messenger RNA, 801 nt
Organism: Daldinia caldariorum
Lineage: Eukaryota; Fungi; Ascomycota; Sordariomycetes; Xylariales; Hypoxylaceae
Exons: 2
Coding region: 1-801 (266 amino acids)
Molecular function (GO): iron-sulfur cluster binding
Source: RefSeq, a predicted model, not a curated record
AUGUCGGGCGGUCAAGCAAAUGGCUCCGAUGGCCUAGUUGGUGUGACCGCGUCUUAUUCCUUGACAUUCCUCAUUGGGUCCCCAGCUCGUGUCAGACUCCCCUAUCCGAUCGAUCCUCAGGCCUGGGAGCACCACAACUACGUUAAGAAGUGGGGUGCCACUAUUGGCUGGCCCAUGCUCGUCUCCGAGUCGAAGAGGGGCAUCGCCUUCGUAGCCACCAUGUUUUUGUCGGUCUGGGCGCUUGGUGGUUCAGGUCCAAGUGGCGUUUCCGACGCAUUGAUUCUUUUCUUGAUUUCAUGUCCUUUGGCCGACUAUAAGGAUCUUUUUUGGACCACAGCAUCAUGGAAACGUCGCGACGAAGAUAUACGACCGCGCAAAGGGCCAGAGGAUGGAUAUCCCGGCCAUCUUCGAGGAUCCGCCGUGGAACUCCCACGUGUACGCGUGCGGGAGGCGAAAGCGCGCGGGCUCGGGGAGGACGAGGUGUAUUUCGAGGCUUUCGGCGCGGAUACGAGCGGCGACCCGUCCGAGGUCGAGGUCACGUCUGCUCGGGGAACGAAGAAGAGUAGUAGUGAAGUUUUAAAGGUGGGCGAGGAGGAGACGCUGCUGGAGGUUUUGAAGAAGCAUUUCGCAGACGAGGACGUACCGUCUAGCUGCGCGGUAGGGAACUGUGGGACGUGGAAGGUGGUGUUGAGGAGUGGGCGCGUGGAUUAUAGGGGCAUGACGCAGAUGGAGGAGGAGAGGAAGGAUGCGAUGUUGAGUUGUGUUAAUAGCAAUCCUACCAAUCCCCUUACAAAGAUCUAA